Molecule: messenger RNA, 549 nt
Organism: Parnassius apollo (apollo)
Lineage: Eukaryota; Metazoa; Arthropoda; Insecta; Lepidoptera; Papilionidae
Source: the annotation of a GenBank genome assembly
AUGUCGGCAGGGUCCUCUCGGACUCGGCAAGCGGCAUCCGCCGCUGGUGGAGUGCGCCGCAUGCGUUGGACAAGGGAUAUGAACGCAAACGCAAUGCGGGCGUACUAUAGGGCGAAAGGGGAAGAAACUGCGGGGAUAGCGUAUCGGGCUCGGAUGCAUUGCUUUUUUGCUGAGCUGGAGCCGUCUAUUCCCGUCACGGAACAAAACCUGGCAGACCGAGUUCGGUACAUCAUGCGCUCGAAAAUAUUCGAUGAUGCCGAGCUCGAACGACUACGACGUGAGGCCAUUCCCUCAUCGAAUGAAUUGGCUACGGCUGGGGAUGAGGCUCCUCAGGCGACAGACCAGCUGCCACGAGUAGAAGCCGCCAUGGAUCUUCCAGUUGUGGGUGAUUCAGACGAUGAUGAAAUGGUCUCCCACGAACUAGAGCAAAUGAGGAGUAUAUUGGAAGAGGCGAUUUUAGAAACGCGCAGCAUGCCUCUCGAAAAUCGACCGCGACUUCCCCCGCAUACCCCUAAGCAAGCGAAAUCGGGCUGUCGUGAGGGCUCUUAA